ACGAAAGGGGGCAGCAGCGUUGACGGGAAGCCGCGAGGGAGUCGAUACGAACGGUUUUAUCAACCAAACAACGCAGUUAGCAACGUGUUUUCGCGCGCCUCCUUCGCGUCGAGCGUCUUUCCGAUUUGCGAAGAGCCGCAGCGAUGAAGAUCGAGGAAGUGAAGAGCACCGCCAAGACGCAGAGGAUCUCCGCGCACACGCACAUCAAAGGCCUAGGCCUCGACGAGAAUGGAGUCGCGAUCCAAAACGCAGCCGGCCUCGUGGGUCAGGAAUUGGCGCGAGAGGCAGCUGGAGUUGUUGUCGAUAUGAUUAAGUCAAAGAAGAUGGCGGGACGCGCUGUAUUAUUGGCCGGUCCCCCGGGCACAGGCAAGACCGCCAUAGCUCUCGCCAUUGCUCAGGAACUCGGUAACAAGGUGCCCUUUUGUCCUAUGGUGGGUUCGGAGGUUUACAGUUCCGAGAUCAAGAAAACGGAGGUUCUCAUGGAGAACUUCAGAAGAGCCAUCGGCUUGAGAAUCAAGGAGACCAAGGAAGUAUACGAGGGCGAAGUGACAGAGUUGACACCGGUGGAAACGGAGAAUCCCAUGGGGGGCUACGGCAAAACUGUCUCACAUGUGGUCAUUGGAUUGAAGACGGCUAAGGGUACGAAGCAGUUGAAACUGGAUCCUUCCAUAUACGAGUCUCUGCAGAAAGAGAAGGUAGAGACGGGCGAUGUGAUCUACAUCGAGGCGAACAGCGGUGCUGUGAAGAGGCAAGGCCGAAGCGACAAUUUCGCCACGGAAUUCGACCUGGAGGCGGAGGAAUACGUCCCUUUGCCGAAGGGCGAUGUACAUAAGAAGAAGGAAGUUAUCCAGGAUGUGACACUCCACGACCUGGAUGUAGCUAAUGCCAAGCCUCAGGGUGGUCAGGACAUAAUGUCUAUGAUGGGGCAGUUGAUGAAACCUAAGAAGACUGAAAUUACGGACAAGCUUCGGAAAGAGAUCAACAAGGUGGUGAACAAGUAUAUCGACCAGGGUAUCGCCGAGCUGGUGCCGGGAGUAUUGUUCAUCGACGAGGUUCACAUGCUCGACAUAGAGACUUUCACCUACCUUCAUCGCGCUCUGGAGAGCGCGAUUGCGCCGAUCGUUAUUUUCGCUACGAAUCGUGGCCGCUGCAUCAUUCGGGGCACCGAGGACAUCGUCUCUCCGCACGGCAUACCUCUCGACCUGCUGGACCGUCUGCUCAUCAUCAGGACUCUACCGUACUCGAGGCAGGAAAUUGAACAGAUCGUGAAGCUGAGAGCCGUCACGGAGGGCCUGCAAAUCGAAGACGAGGGUCUGUCCGCUCUAGCGGAGCUCGGCACGAAAACCACCCUACGAUAUGCGGUACAGCUUUUAACGCCCGCGUCCUUGGCGGCGAAGGUCAAUGAAAGAACCAGCGUAAAGAAGGAAGACGUCGACGAAGUUAGCUCGCUUUUCUUAGACGCUAAGUCAUCCGCCAAAAUACUGACGCAAAAUCAAGAUAAGUUUAUGAAAUAAAAGUUAGCAUUACGAUAGUUAUAUCGCCCUGUGAAAUUGCUCCCCCUCAUCUUCCAGAAUCCCCGGGCCGAGAUACUUAUUAAUUUGACUGAUUAUUAUUUUCUUUCUUGUCUGUCUUCACUCGGUCAGUUAUGUUUCCAUUGGAGUAAUACUUGCCUGAAUUGUACAUAUAGUAUGGCAAUGUAAGCGUAACGCUAUGUUCAAUAAGUGAGAAGCAAUCUCGUAUAUGCUGGACAUUUUUCAUACAAACUGAUCUUACGUAUGAAUACAUCGUUUGUAUCAAUGAUACAGAUUGCACGAAUAAAAAAAUUUAUGAAAAACGUAAA
This is a messenger RNA of Dinoponera quadriceps, 1840 nucleotides long. RefSeq names its product ruvB-like 1 (gene pont). Gene Ontology annotation, molecular function: ATP hydrolysis activity; DNA helicase activity; ATP binding. The record is from RefSeq and is a predicted model, not a curated record. Gene Ontology annotation, cellular component: Ino80 complex; Swr1 complex; R2TP complex. Gene Ontology annotation, biological process: box C/D snoRNP assembly; chromatin remodeling; regulation of transcription by RNA polymerase II. The transcript is spliced from 3 exons. Bases 144 to 1514 code for a protein of 456 amino acids. Lineage: Eukaryota; Metazoa; Arthropoda; Insecta; Hymenoptera; Formicidae.